Paramecium pentaurelia is the source of this 279-nucleotide messenger RNA. Lineage: Eukaryota; Ciliophora; Oligohymenophorea; Peniculida; Parameciidae. The record is from the annotation of a GenBank genome assembly.
AUGGAGAAGUGGAAAUAAACAAUUUAUUAACCUCCAAGCUUAUUUUUAGAAAGAAAACGUACAGCACUAUAUCGAAGACUUGAUCCAUUGUUAGUUGCUCCAUUAACUAAAUUUGAUCACAAAGCUUAUGAUUAACUUUUCAAAUCAUAAGCUAACUAACAUUUGAGAGUCCGAAAUCUUUCAUUAUAAUCUGAUAGAGUGUAAGAGUUACCCAAAUAAUUGGGAUUGGAAGACAUUGUAUUCAAAUUACAAAAAAUUCGGAAACUCAGGAAUACUUGA